AUGCAAUACGAUAAUCACACCUCUCCGUCCUUCUUCAGCAACUUCCUUGGUUUGGCCUACAUACCAGACGACCUUACUGCUGCUCCUGCCACUGUCGAUCCUCGGGCUGCUUUUCCCGUUGUCUCCUCUGGGUCUCACCUCGACGAGCCAGGAUUAUGGCGAAUCGACAACCUCAUGUUUGAGCCGCAGACAACAUCGGAGAAUCUCAAGCAGGCGCCUCGGUUUACGUUCCCUUGGGCAACUCUCCCUAGCAAUGAACACCUAGAUCUUCCAGCUGCGCUUCCCCCCCUGAACAGUGUCUCCAAGCCUCGCUCUCACCUUAAAGCAAACCGCAAAGAUAAGUGGAUAUGCGAAUGCAACUUUGAGGCCGACAAGAACUACAAGAUGUCUCGCCAUAAGAAGUACAGCUGCCCACUUGGCCCCAAGCAAGUGCCCCAGUGCCCCACAUGUCAUCGCAGGAGAUCUACUGUUCAGAGCCCAAUUCAGGAGGUCACUUGUUCGAUGGCGUCGAUGUCCGUCGCCGCUGAAGGCACACUCUAUGAAAAGGCCGAGAUUGUCUACAACACACCGCGCAUGUGGAACACGUUUACUAUCUCGUUUAUGAAACUAGCAUGGGGACAGACGAUGCUAGCACGCAGCAACUUCGUGCGAGACACCACUAUCUACGUUAUUGGCGUUCCUCCCAGGCUCUCAUGGGUGUCCCUCCUAUCAGCUCACCCGGACAAUGCCUGCCUUUUUCAGUAUAUCCAAUACCCUCCUUCGUCGCGCGUACAAUAUCAUUGCACCCGAAUUCAUUCAGCCCCUGUUCUAGUCACUGCGAAGAUAGACAAGGUGGCUUUCAUCAACUCCGGCUCUGCGCAUUUCCAUGUACAAGGAUUCGUUGGGGAAAUCACGUCGUUCGACAUCGAGAUUGGCGUUUCAACUUUCAAUCCGGGACGUGCUCGAGGCAUUCCGAUUGCAUGCAGCGCUCCCAUCGUCAAACCCCAGACACUCGUGCUCGGCGGUUCCUUUGCAGGCAUCGAGAGGACGGAUUGGUCGAACUUGUUCACGCACUUUCAGCAUACUUCACGAAACGGACACCCAAAUCUCCUUCCCGAAGUUGGAAAGUAUCCUCUUGCGGGGUUGUUAUCUGAUGGUCCCCACGCCGAUUUUUCUCUGGCUGGGUCGGUGCUAGAAUUCUUUUACGACCGUAACGAGUUCGGAAACCCUGUCGAAACACUGGAGAUCCAGGAUUGUCGUAUUAUUGGUUACACCGUCCCGGAAUUGUCGGACGUGGUCCAUACGAAGUGGGAUCGCAAAAGCUUGCCAAGAGACGAAUACAUCGCUCGCUACGGCUAUGGGCUGGACGACUUCGAUCCGGGGGAGAUGUUCAGGUGGUGA
Pleurotus ostreatus (oyster mushroom) is the source of this 1380-nucleotide messenger RNA. RefSeq lists its product as uncharacterized. Bases 1 to 1380 code for a protein of 459 amino acids. The record is from RefSeq and is a predicted model, not a curated record. The transcript has 6 exons. Lineage: Eukaryota; Fungi; Basidiomycota; Agaricomycetes; Agaricales; Pleurotaceae.